AUGUAUGAUUAUCAUUAUAACGUUAUGAAAUAACAAUAUUAAGAUAAUAUUAAGCUAAUGUACACCAAUACAGAUUCUCUAGUGUAUCAGAUCAACACGAGUGAUUUUUACAGAGACUUGACCAUCAACCCGAAUAUGUUGGAUCGAAUGGAUACAUCUGACCUACCGAAAGAUCACCCUUGCUAUAUAGCAGAGCGUAAUAAGAUUCCAGGUCUUUUUUCUAACGAGACCAAGGGUGCUAUAAUGACUGAGUUCUGCGCGUUUAGAGCCAAAUCGUAUUCAUUCAUUUUGGCUGGAAAGGAGAAAAUCAAAGAGAAAGGGAUCAGAAAGCAUGUCGUCGAUAACCAUAUGACGUUCAACAACUACAAAAAGUGUUUGUUUGGUGAGGAGAUGGAUGUCAAAAGAGAAAAUGUUUCCAUCCGCUCAUUCAAACAUCAGUUGAUGACGAUCAAAACAAACAAAUUAACACUGAAUAACUUUGAUGAUAAGAGAGUUAUCCUAGAAGACAAAAUCCACACCUUGGCUCAUGGACAUUACUCUAUAAAGGAAAUCGAUACAUUGGAURAAGUGAUUUUGACAGACUGA
This is a messenger RNA of Diuraphis noxia (Russian wheat aphid), 585 nucleotides long. RefSeq lists its product as uncharacterized. Lineage: Eukaryota; Metazoa; Arthropoda; Insecta; Hemiptera; Aphididae. The record is from RefSeq and is a predicted model, not a curated record.